Messenger RNA from Microcebus murinus (gray mouse lemur), 1100 nucleotides. The record is from RefSeq and is a predicted model, not a curated record. NCBI's taxonomy places the organism in Eukaryota, Metazoa, Chordata, Mammalia, Primates, Cheirogaleidae.
CUGACGUACCAGUUGUACAUCUAAGAAAUCCUCCUUCCAGCCUUUUAAAUUUGUUGGUGGAAACCACUCUGGCUUAUUAUUUUGCCCCAGUUAAAUAGAUCCUUGAGAUUUCCUGGAGUUCACUUUAGUUUAAUCCUCUCACCAUAUGCAGAAGUUCAACGUCAUCGGAUGGUCCUACAAAAGAGGUGGCUCUUCUAACACUGGCUGGACAUUUCCCUUCCUCGUCCACCACGUCCUACUGUGGUGAAUAUUUGCCAUCCUCCAGUCUUCUGAAUGUGUGAAUUCUUCCACAUGGCUUAUUGUCAGCCUGGAAUCCACCGUUGGAUCUGCAAACUCACCGCCCUUCUUUUCAGUCAUCUGUCUUGGUGUUUUGGACUUCUCCUCGCGAACAGCAGGUCCUGGCAUGUGUGGGAAUUUGACAGCAAGACCGUCCCCAUAGUGUUCAUCGGACUUUGGGAAGCUGUUUAUUUCCAAAGAGUUAACAUCUCUAACGUGCUAGUGGAUCUGCCCAUGCGCACCGUUAUCAACGACCAAUGGAUCGUUUCCGACGAAAUCAAGUACGGGCAGGCCCUGAUACUGCUGGCCAAUUUUAUCAAGUUAUUAGUCCUGAUUUUCAGUACCACGGCCACGGUGGUCAGCUGGAUCGAAGCCCCGUACCCGGAUUUCCUGCAACUGUACUACCGCAUCUCUGCCUUUCUGCUUUUCGCCAGCUCGUGCUGCACCGCGGGGACAGUCAUCAACCACUUCGCCGCGGACUUCCACGGCCAGACCACGCUGGACUUCCCGGUUCAGUUUCCGGUGACGAAAGACAUGCUGGUGAGGAAACACGUCACCUACGUGUUCCCGGUGGGGGUGGCGACGGCCGUGCUGUCGCUGGCGGGCGCCGCCAUCUUCCUGGCCGAGGCCUACCUCAUCAAGCGGCGCAGCGCCGUGGGGCCCGCGCUGGCCGUCGUCGCCUCCGAAGAACUGGGCUAAACCCAGGGCUCUCGCUCUCCGGAGAGGUCGCCCACAGUUUUCUGGAAGACACUUCCUCUGUACACACACGGCGUCGUAGUAAUCAUCUGCUCAGAUAAAAUAAAACAUCCUUACUGGGUUCUUCA